This is a messenger RNA of Acipenser ruthenus (sterlet), 5110 nucleotides long. RefSeq names its product noelin-3. Lineage: Eukaryota; Metazoa; Chordata; Actinopteri; Acipenseriformes; Acipenseridae. Bases 3131 to 4558 code for a protein of 475 amino acids. Gene Ontology annotation, biological process: signal transduction. The record is from RefSeq and is a predicted model, not a curated record. The transcript is spliced from 7 exons.
GUUACAACACCUGUGCAGUACAAGGUAUGUGUUGUGGCUAAUAAUAAGAAUUCCCUGCAAAGCAGCUUCUUUCAACAGCCCCAGGAAGAUCACUUAGUGAUGUCAUUUCCGUUGUCCAGGUCUAAACAUCUCUUCUACAGUCUCAAUGGCUUUCUUUAGGUCAAAACUUUUAUAGUGAGAGCGCUGGGUGUUGUAUUGACUGCAGUGCAAACGCUCUUGGAGCGGUGUGUAAUGAAUGUGGAUCUUGCUGUUUUGUUCCAUUGGGGCGCUUUGAUCGCCGGGCUUCUAGUGAAGCUGAGGAGGACCCGCAGUGAAGACAACGUGAAUGAUCGUGUAAAGUGAAACUGCUUCCAAACAAAAUGCAGGCACUGUUCAGCGCACUGAACCUUCUGCUUUUGCUAAUGCUAUUCGGAUUUUAUCCGUCUAUGGCUGAGCUCACCGCUAUCACCCCUUCGCUGACUCGGGAGCGGCAAAGACCAACACGCACUGUCCUCCGACUGCUUAUUUUCACUCUGCAGGCCCGCCAUGCAGCCAACCCAGAGCUACAGCGUCGGAGGACAAAGCAGCUCUGGUCAGCUAACAGGCAAGCCCGCAGGUGCCCAGCCAGUCUACAGGGGUCGCUGGUGCGCGGUGAGCCAAGGACACCCUGGCCGACUUAAGCCGUCCCCCUCCCGGGUGGCCAAUUGUGCGUCGCCUCCAGGGAACUCCCGUCCACGCUCGGCAACCUCCAGGCUGUAGAAUGGAUCCUGCACUCCACAUGGAGCACCUUUACCAGAUGCGCCACUCGGGAGCCCCUCAGUUAGAAUAUCAUUUUGACAGAUGUUUUAUGUGGUGCUGCACAAUAAGCAGUUUUGGGGCUUCCAAGUUUGUGUUGUUUUUUAUUUGAUAUAAUUAAGAAAUUAAAAUGUAUUACACGAACAGAGUACUACAUCUUCAAAACAUUUUUAAAGAAAGCACAGACAUGAUCUUUUAAUUUAUAUAUAAAAAGAGCAUGCCUGUGCUUUGUUUAAAAAUGUCUAGAGGGAUAUUUGUAACCGCAUCAAAAAACAAGUCAAAUAAUAUCACUGCCAGUUUUAUUUGUAGCAAAACCUCAUUUAAAGUAAAUUUCAACCUUUUUAGUAACAUGUUAAUUGAAGCAUGGGUAAGUUCUAUUCAUAAUUCUAUAGGGUGAUGCAAAAGUUUUGGCCAUAACUGUAAAUGUAAAGGUGAUAAACAGUAUCAACUUGUGCACAAUAAUGAAUGUUAAGUACAGUUCUAUGUGGUUGCUUUUGAAUUUUGUUCCAUCAGCAAUUUAGUAAUGAGACUUCAUUACUUUUGAAAAAAAAUACAAAUAAAAUAAUAAUCUCUUGAGGCUGCAUUCAUAAAUUUUUAAGAAGAUAUAUAACUAUUUUGAAACCAAAUUUACCAUCAUGAAAAAUAAAGAACAUAAAAGAAAUAAUACUAGAAGGGUGAACAAUUGAGAAAAGCAGGAAUAAUAUAGCAAGUUUUCCUAUAUAAACUAUACAAGUACCAUAAAAAGACUUUAAUAAUCAGGAAUCAGGAAAUACAGCUACAUAAGUGAUUAUAAGUUUGUGUGCAGUUCAGUUGAGUUGCACAAUGGAAUCAUUUAAAUGUUUCAGUAACAAUGCAGAAACUUUAUAUGAACUCGGUGUGUAUGCACUACCAUGACACCCCAUUGAUCCAAAUGGGAACAAUACAACUCUGCUGGAGGUCCAGGCAGCUGUGCUCAGCAGUGGAUUUGUAGGCUAUUCUUUUAUACAACAUUGAUAGCUUGCCGUGCACAGCUGACCUCUGUUGUUUUCUAGCAGUAAAUCACUUGCGGUUCAUGAAUUCUAUCAGGAUAUCUGGCUUUAUUGUUCCCAUAAUUGCAUAUGUUGUAAUAUGUUAUACUAGAAAGAGUUAAGGUCCCCACAAAGAUAGUAACUCCUGAAAAAGCGACAUUGUGGGGACGUCCCCACUUUGUAAUACAUGUUUUUAAGAACUAAAUAUGCCUUCAAAAAAAAGAAAAGCCAAAAUAUUUACUUUGUUGUCGACUUUCACCCUGUGUGGAGUUUUGUCUGACUGGAGUUAGAAAUAGUAAAUCAAAAUAUAGGAAUGCAAAUGUGUGUGUGUGUGUGUGUGUGUAUAAUUUAAGACAAAGGGAGAUUUUGUUUGGAAUCAGGGUUUUGAACUUUAAAAUGUUGCAUUCUGAACUUUAAUAUUUUAGAUUCUGAAACAGUGGUGCCAAAGUUAAGAUUCAGUUCGCUGGAGGUUUUCCAAAUCUCAAACCUCACUUGCAAACUUUUAUAAAAGUGUUUCAGAUGUGGAUAACUGCAUUGUGCACAUCCAAAAGUAGAGUCUGCAAGGGGCUAAAAUAAAGAGACCCCUUUUUACACCAGUCAGUGAAUAUGAAUAAAUACUGAGCAUGAUUGAUAUUGUACAAUAUUUACAUUAACUGAUCCACACUGGGACGCUUUAUAGAGUUAGUAAACAACAAACAUUUGUAUCAUUGAAAACUGCUUUUUAAACCAGCAAAUGCACUUAGGUUUUUACUUUCUAGAUUCCCAGAGCACCCUGGCAAUACCAUAAUUAGCACAUUUAACUUUAUCAGUCACUUAGCCUUCCCUAUUUAAUCAUUUUCCUUUCUUUAAAGUGUAUUUAUUUAAACAAGCAAGGCAGUUUGCAUUCAUACUAAUGUGCAUUAUAAUAUUUGAAUUAGAGCUUUGAAUACGUCACUAGAUCUUACAAACCAAGUGUCAAGUUAAGGGACAUUCCAUAAUAGAAUGGCACAAGCAAAUGUUAUUUAGUAGGUAUUUGUUUUAUGAAAACAUAAUUCUAUGUGUAUUUACUGUCUAUUUUUUAUUAAUUUAUUUGUAACUAUUCAUUAAUUUGUCUCUAGAAUACAGAAAUGUGUCUGAAGAGAAAAGUAAUAAUUGACUAGUCUUUUUUUCAGCUGACUAUAAUACACGUGUAGUGACCUAGAAUACAAACCAGUAGACCAGUAUCAUGCAAAAGUUACCAUUUUGCUUUAGGAUUAGUCCGUUUCUGGGUCUUUGUAUUCUUGCCUUUGUAUUUAAUGGUCACGUCUUUGACUCGCAGCCUGCACUAGGCUGAUAAUCAGUUACCCUGAAAACUCAUUAGCUCCGUAGCAAUGAGCCCUCCGCUACUGAAGAUAGGUGCUGUUCUCAGUACAAUGGCAAUGAUUUCUAACUGGAUGUCCCAAACGCUGCCAUCUCUAGAAGGACUUAAUAGAACGCGCCUAUCAACGUUAGAUAGUACUAUUGGUCCAAAGGAAGGCUGGCAGGUGUACAGUUCAGCUCAAGACCCAGAUGGUCGCUGUAUAUGUACAGUGGUGGCCCCUGAACAAAACCUCUGUUCCAGAGAUGCAAAGAGCAAACAACUACGUCAGCUUCUGGAGAAGGUCCAGAAUAUGUCACAGUCCAUAGAAGUGUUAAACCUACGGACGCAGAGAGAUUUUCAGUAUGUUUUGAAAAUGGAGACCCAGAUGACAGGACUAAAAGACAAGUUUCGACAAAUAGAGGAUGACCGAAAAACACUUAUGACAAAACACUUUCAGGACCUUCAGGAAAAGAUGGAUGAACUGCAGCCUCUAAUCCCAGUUUUGGAGCAGUAUAAAACAGAUGCCAAAUUAAUCGUGCAGUUCAAAGAGGAGAUCCGUAAUCUGACUGCAGUUCUCACUGCAAUCCAGGAGGAGAUUGGAGUGUAUGACUAUGAGGAACUACACCUGCGUGUGAUCAGUUUGGAAACAAGGUUACGAGGCUGUAUGACAAAACUGACAUGUGGAAAAUUAAUGAAAAUCACUGGACCUAUUACAAUCAAGACAUCUGGAACGAGAUUUGGAGCAUGGAUGACUGACCCAUUAGCAUCUGAAAGAAAUAAUCGGGUUUGGUACAUGGACAGUUACACCAACAACAAAAUCGUUCGAGAAUACAAGUCUAUCUCAGACUUUGUAAGCGGGGCAGAGUCAAGGACCUACAACCUCCCGUUCAAAUGGGCUGGCACAAACCACGUUGUUUACAACGGCUCUCUGUACUAUAACAAAUACCAGAGCAACAUUGUCAUCAAGUACAGCUUCGACACCGGCAGGGUCCUUGCCCAACGCGCCCUGGAGUACGCUGGCUUUCAUAAUGUCUACCCGUACACCUGGGGAGGCUUCUCAGACAUUGACCUUAUGGCUGAUGAGAUAGGCCUUUGGGCCGUGUAUGCUACCAACCAAAAUGCUGGCAACAUUGUCAUUAGCCAGAUUGAUGCACAAACAUUGGAAGUGCUCCAGAGCUGGAGCACUGGCUAUCCUAAAAGAAGUGCAGGAGAGUCAUUUAUGAUCUGUGGGACACUGUAUGUUACUAAUUCCCAUUUAACAGGAGCCAAGGUUUACUACUCCUACUCUACAAAGGCGUCAAUGUAUGAAUAUAUAGAUAUUCCUUUCCAUAAUCAGUACUUUCACAUUUCCAUGCUAGAUUACAACGCCAGGGACAGGGCUCUUUACGCCUGGAAUAAUGGACACCAAGUAUUGUUCAACGUAACACUUUUUCACAUAAUUAAAACGGAUGACAUGUAGACCCCUUUUUUUUGCAUAGCAAAAAUAAUUUGUGAUAAUGACCAACUUUUUAUUUUUUCGUAAUUGGACAGUAUGUACAUUCUUGUUCUUUGAUAGUGAUAAUGCCUUUUCUACUUAUUUUUCGGCUCAUAAAAUAUUAGAAUCAAACAGUUCUCUACUUCAAAUAUGUUUAAAUCAAAAGAUUAUAAUCAUUGGAACCAUGGUUUGAAAAACAAGCCUGCCUUAUUUGUUUAAGUCAGAGGCUAAUAAUAGCUUUUGUGCAUGAAUGUCAAGGAUUUUGUUGUUUUGCCUUUUCUUCUUUCUUCUAACAAUCUAUCUCUGUCUGCAGCUAACAAUGUUUUUAGUAGUGGCUAUUAUGUUUUAGCUCAGAACCUUUGUUCUUUAGAAUUAUGUUGUUUAGUGUAAAAAUAUUUGAGUCCAAAAAGUUGACCAAUAGAUUCUUCUCCAAGAUAAUGACAUGUUUUCAGUCAUUGCAGUAACCGUUGUAUUUUGUUCAAUGCCUCUGUGAGAAUCAACUCAGUAUUAUUUUUUAUAAAAGAUAGUGAAAUUUAA